AUGCGUUUCUCAUCCUCGAUAGCACCGUUAUGGCAUCACUUGUCGUUAUCGCUGAUACUUGCAAAUCUUGUGUUUCCCGCUGUUAGUCAACUUGUGGCCAGUCCUAGCUUGUUGACCCCUUUAUUUCCACUCCAACAAAAUGAGAACACAACGGAUCUCUUCCCAAUGCCAGCGUGCGCUGGAACCUUCAAGCUGGAAGAAGCAACCAUCGACCAGAUGCAGAAGGCCAUGGAGAAUGGCAUCCUAACAUCUCAGCAACUAGUGAUGUGCUACAUGCAGCGGACAUUCCAAACUCAGGAGUACAUCAGCUCCGUCAUGCAAUUGAACCCGGACGUCCUAACCAUUGCGGCUAAAAUGGAUGAACUACGAAAAGUAGGCCAAGUUCUCGGCCCUCUCCAUGGAAUCCCUUUCACUGUCAAAGACAAUAUUGCGACAAAAGACAGCAUGGAAACAACUGCCGGGAGCUAUGCACUACUGGGAAGUAUCGUACCUCGCGAUGCCUUCGUUGUUGCUCGUUUGAGGGCAGCAGGAGCUGUACUAUUUGGUAAAGCGACGAUGAGCGAAUGGGCUGAUAUGCGGAGUACCGGGUACUCAGAAGGCUAUUCACCGAGAGGUGGACAGCCGCGAAGUCCUUACAGCCUGAUAUACAAUCCCAUGGGCAGUAGCUCUGGCAGUGCAGUAGGAGUGGCUGCUAAUGCGAUCGCCUUCUCUCUCGGCACAGAGACGGACGGUAGUGGUGAGGCACUUCUUGCUAGUUGCCAGUUCCAUAACGAUCAGUUUGCUGACAUGGGAAUAGUCAUUAGUCCUGCUCACAAGAAUGCGGUGGUAGGCAUCAAGCCGACAGUCGGACUGACUUCACGGGACGGUGUCAUACCGGAGUGCGAACACCAAGACACAGUCGGUACCUUUGGUCGAACUGUCAGGGACGCCGUGUACGCCCUUGACGCUAUCUACGGUGUCGAUCCAAGAGACAACUACACCGAUGCUCAACGCGGAAGGACGCCUCCGCCGGGAGGCUAUGCUCAAUUUCUCACCACAAAGGCCAGCUUGAACAAUGCAACGUUUGGUAUCCCGUGGAACAGCUUUUGGGCUCUCGCCAACGCUGAAAACCAAUCCCAGCUUCGUGCAUUAAUAACGUUGAUCGAGAGGGCGGGCGGUAAGAUUGUUAAUCUCACCGAGAUUACCGAUCACGAGAACGUCGUGAAUAAGGCAGGCUGGGACUGGGACUGGCAAGGCAAAAAAGGCCACCCUGAAAAGUCAGAGUAUACCGUCGUCAAGGUCGACUUCUACAACAACAUCAAGAAAUACCUCUCCGAACUCCAGAACACAAAGAUUCGGUCGCUCAAGGAUAUUAUUCAGUUCAACUAUGACAACGACGGAGUCGAAGGGGGGCAUCCUUACAAUGGGAGCUUCACCGUCUCCGGACGUUACAACGUGUAUCAUGGCCUCCCAGCUUUUCGGACCGGGCAAGAUGGUUUCUUAAUGUCUGACCAGACGCAAGGCAUUCAAAACGACGUCUAUUGGAGGGCACUCGACUACAUGCAGAACACCACACGUGUCGGUAUCGACGGCGCGCUGAGCUACAAUGGGACACGACUUUCAGGCUUGCUCGUGCCUGUCUCCGUAGCCCAGACGUAUCAGAUCGCGGCACAGGCUGGGUACCCAAUGAUCACAAUUCCAGCGGGAGUAGAUCCUGGCACCGGCAUGCCUUUCGGGCUGGGAAUAAUGCAGAGUGCGUUUGCGGAAGAGGAACUUGUACGAUGGGCCAGCGCCAUUGAAGACUUGCAGCUGACCUCGGGUACGGAGCUCAAGAGAACGCGGCCAAAAUGGUUGAAAUACAUGGAGAAGCCUAUUCCUAUCAGUCGGGAGCCAAGGGGGAACUGA
Colletotrichum orchidophilum is the source of this 1884-nucleotide messenger RNA. Its product is annotated as glutamyl-tRNA(Gln) amidotransferase subunit A. The transcript is spliced from 3 exons. Lineage: Eukaryota; Fungi; Ascomycota; Sordariomycetes; Glomerellales; Glomerellaceae. The coding region runs from base 1 to 1884 and encodes 627 amino acids. The record is from RefSeq and is a predicted model, not a curated record.